This is a messenger RNA of Aspergillus sclerotioniger CBS 115572, 1025 nucleotides long. Its product is annotated as TspO/MBR family protein. The transcript has 2 exons. The coding region runs from base 328 to 891 and encodes 187 amino acids. The record is from RefSeq and is a predicted model, not a curated record. Gene Ontology annotation, cellular component: mitochondrial outer membrane. NCBI's taxonomy places the organism in Eukaryota, Fungi, Ascomycota, Eurotiomycetes, Eurotiales, Aspergillaceae.
CGCGGUACAACUCGGUAGAUCCGCAAAUGCGGGGAAAGCUACAGAUCACCGUUCGAUGAACAGCAUCAGGAGCAGAUCUCACCUCUUCAAAAAGCCAUCUUGUCAGUUGUCAGAUGCCUAAACACUCGACCAGCGCAUGUGUUGGGAAGGAAACACUUAAUUUCUCCGCAUAAAAGCACUCCCUGGUGGGAUCCCGCAAUGACGUCGACCACUCCUUGCUCCCGCGAUCGAUCGAUCCUCCGCAAUAAAUAAAUACAUCGCCAACCGAACACACCUCCACGCCAACAAGCUCUCAUCAAUUCAUUGCUGUUCCUCGGACCCAGCAACAUGCCCUGGUCCACCGCGCUUCCCCAGGCGAUUUUCGCCAACCCUCUUGCAUCCGUGGUGACGCCCAUCACCACCGGCUCGCUCAUCGGCUAUCACACCAAUCGAAAAGGAAGGACAAAGCAAAUCUACCACUCCCUCAAGAAACCGCCCUUGUAUCCACCCACCUGGCUCUUUCCGUGCGCUUGGACCGCCCUCUAUGGAAUGAUGGGCUUUGCGAUCCACCACGCAACUGUCUCGGGAACCAUUGCGACGAUGGAUUCGUCGACAAUCGUACAAGACUGGGCGGUCAAGUCACAAACACUAUAUAUCUCGCAACUGGCGUUGAAUCACCUAUGGAUGCCCCUGUUCUUUAUGCUACGGAAACCGGCAUGGGCGCUGGCGGAUAUCUUGCUCCUGGGAGGGAAUGUCGCGGCGUUGAUGCAUAUCUGGUGGAAGCAUGAUCGCGUGGCGUUCUGGUUGAUGGCGCCGUAUGCGGCUUGGUUGGGAUUUGCGACUUAUUUGAAUGCAGGCGUGGGGAUGUUGAACCAGUGGACCAUUGGGGGAGGACAGAAGAAGCAGGAGUAAUUCGUUGGUCUGGUGGUAGUUUAUUUCCCUGCUAUGGGGUGAGUUUGUUAUCUUAUGUUGAGUCUAUAUCCACAGAAGCUUUCUACCACUUAUGGAAUUUGUGAUGCUUGAAUGUGCACUCUAUAUACUUCCUC